AUGUCUGAGGUACAGACUCGGCCUGCCGCCUCGCGCGGCAGAGGUUCUGGUCGCGGUGGAAGAGGUGGAUUCGCCAGCCGGGGUGGACGCACUGCCGGCAGACCCAAUGGCGAUAAGUUUGCCGAUGAUGCGACUGCGUUUGAGGACCAAGGCGAACUCGGCGAGCUGAAGAAGCAAUACGGAUCAAAGACUCCUCUCAUCAAGGAACUGUUCCCCGAUUGGUCUGAGCAGGAUAUCCUCUACGCUCUUCAAGAGACAGAUGGUGACGAGAAUCUUACCGUCACCCGCAUUGCUGAAGGCACCAUCUCGCAAUGGGGCGAGGUCACGAAGAAGGCCCCACGCUCCAAGGCUAAGGAGCCCACGACUGCCUCCUCAAACAUCGACUCAUCCAACGCCAGAUCUACUCGUGGCGGACGCAACGUCUCGGAUGCUGGCCGUGGUCGCGGCAGAACCACUGAAAGAGGAGGCGCUCGCGGUGGCCGGGGCAGGUCCUCACACACAGCAGCUACUAAUGGCACUCGUCACACCAAGGAGAACGCUCAGCCGCUCUCUGUGCCUACCGAGGAGUCGAAUGCAUGGAACACCCCAUCCGAGGCGAAGGACGCACCUACCGAGGACCCCUGGGCCCCCAAGGAGACCACCGAGAAGCCCGCCGCGGCUCCCGCUCCCGCUCCCGCUGCCGCAUCCGAGGCUCCCAAGCCCGCCGCCCCUGCUGCCAAGACGUGGGCUAGCAUGCUCCGUCAGUCGACCGCGCCCAAGCCCGCCCCGAAGCCGCCCAAGGAGGAGCCCGCGCCUAAGCCCGCCGAACCCAUCGAACCUCUCCCUCCCGUCGCCCCUGCCGUUGAACCUACACCCGAGCCUGAGCCUGAGCCGCAGCCUGAGCCCGCUGUUGAAGCCCCCGCCGAACCAGCUCAAGAAGAACCAGCUCCUGCAGAAGUACCAACCGUCAUUGAACCUGAAGUGGUUUUGCCGCCUUCCAAGGACCAACUCACUGAGACGAAUCUUGAACAGGUCGUCGACGAAUCGCACCCGCCCGCGACCGCUACCGUUGCCAGCACGACCGCCGAUUCCUGGGAUCCUCGUCAGGCCGCCGCCAGCGCUACCGCAACCCCCCUGUCUGCCUCGCAACAGCAGCACCUGCCUGCCCGCCCCGUCGCUGCCACCUCGAACAGCGGUUUCGCCACCUCUGCCAUCAAGGCCACUACCGAGAGAGGAGCCCGUACCCCGAGCUAUCAGCGUCGCGUUCUGGACCAGGAGGAGGCUGUCCGUAUGCCUGGCAACCGCGAGGUUGACCGCGCCGCUGUCCAGUUUGGUGCUUUUAGCUUGAACGACGAGGACGACAUCGAUGGUGACCGUGAAGAGCCCGAGACCAGAACCCAGCCCCCCGCCGAUUCCCCCGUCGCCCACCCCCGAACCUCUCUCCCUCCCGCUCCUCAACAAGCUCCCGUGCCCGAGGCCAUUGGCACCCAGAAGCCCGCUCCUGGUCUGCCUCCCGCGGCUGCUGCCCCCCCUACUGGUCCCGCCAGCGCCGUCCCUCAGCCUCCCGCUUCGAACCAAACUCCUCAGCAGGCCGCCCAGCAGCCGCCCUACUCGCGCUUCAGCCAGGCUGGCGCCCAGGAGCCCUCUGCUUUCCCCCAGAAACCUAUCGAUCCCUUCAACCAGCCGAACCCCUCUGCCACUCAGAACCAGUUCGACAGCUUCCCCACCCAAUCGCAGCAGCAAAACCAGCAACCUGGUGGAGCAUUCAGCUCCGCGCCUAGCGAGUACUCUUCUUACUACACCGCCGACCAACAAAACCGACCCCCUUACAACUACUACAACCAGCCUUAUGGCCAGCAGGGCGCCCAGGCUCACCAGGACAGCCUUUCAUCCCAGCAGAGAUUGUUCGGCGGUUACAACGCAUCUCAGCAAGCUGACAACCUCAGCCAAUACCCUCAGAGCGGCGGCCUGCAGAACCAGUCUCGUUACGGAGGCGUCACGAACGAUGCCCAGAACAGCGGACAGACGACACCUAACCCUACUGCUCAGAGUCAGCAGCAGCCAGCUAGCCAGGCUUCUCAGCCUCAGUCUCACGGCCAGCAGAGCUACCCUUACAACAGCCACCCUUACUACAACAAUGCUUACUACUCGAACUACAUGAACUACGGUCACUACGGCCAGGGAGGAUACGGUGGUGGCCCGUACGGAAAGGGAGGUCUCUACGGCCACCCCUACGGCAUGUCGCCCCAGGGCCCUUAUGACCACGCCUCUUCCCCCGCCGGCGGAUUCGGCCAGUCGUCUCUCCACCGUGCCGACAGCGGUCUGAGCUCCGGCUUGGGUGGUGAUCAGUUCGGUCGCGCUGGUUCCGCUCAGUCCGGAAACCAGCCUGGCCUUGCCGGUGCCAGCGGCUUCGGUGGCGUGCAGGACACCUUCGGCCGUGGCUCUUCUUCCUUCCAGUCCCCCGCUGGUCAAGGUUUUAACAGCACCGCCCAGCCUGCUGGCUCCGCGUCUGCCAGCGAUGACUUGAAGCCUUUCGGCGACAGCAAGCCUGGCUCCGGCCCUUCGCCCUCGCUCGGCGGUGCUCGUCCUGGCUCGGCCACGAACAACACGCCCUCUGGCCAGACUGGCCUUCCCCCUCCUCAGUCCACCUCUCAGAUGGGUGGUUACGGAGGCUACCCCAGCCACCUCCAGGGACACGGUCUCCACGGAAGCAGUGGCUACGGUAUGGGCGGCGCCACUAGCGGACAGCACGGCAACGCUCCGUUUGGAUCCUACGGCCAAGGUGGUUACGGCAGUGGAUACUACGGCAGUGGCGGCCAGCAGCAGCAGCGCGGCGGCUGGGGCGGAAACUACCAUUAG
Messenger RNA from Colletotrichum truncatum, 2838 nucleotides. NCBI's taxonomy places the organism in Eukaryota, Fungi, Ascomycota, Sordariomycetes, Glomerellales, Glomerellaceae. The record is from RefSeq and is a predicted model, not a curated record.